AUGCUCUCUAGCCUCGGAAGCCCGCGCCAAGCGGCUGCGCAGGUACUCAACUUUGCCCUGAUUCUGUCCUCCGCGUUCAUGAUGUGGAAAGGUCUCUCCGUCAUCAGUGACUCGCCCUCGCCGAUUGUCGUCGUCCUCUCGGGCAGCAUGGAGCCCGCCUUUCAGCGCGGCGACCUGCUACUCCUCUGGAACCGCAACCUGCUCACGGAAACGGCCGUCGGCGAGGUUGUCGUCUAUAAUGUAAAGGGCAAAGAUAUUCCCAUUGUGCAUCGUGUGGUGCGCAAGUUUGGUUCUGGAGACAAGGCACAGCUUCUCACCAAGGGCGACAACAAUGCUGGCGACGACACCGAGCUAUACGCCCGCGGGCAAGACUACCUCGAGCGACAGGAUAUAAUUGGCAGCGUUGUUGGCUACGUCCCGUUUGUCGGCUACGUGACGAUCAUGCUGUCGGAGCACCCCUGGAUGAAGACGGCUAUGCUGGGCAUAAUGGGUCUUUUGGUCGUUUUACAAAGAGAAUAA
Messenger RNA from Beauveria bassiana ARSEF 2860, 519 nucleotides. RefSeq names its product microsomal signal peptidase 18 kDa subunit. Gene Ontology annotation, molecular function: serine-type endopeptidase activity. The record is from RefSeq and is a predicted model, not a curated record. Gene Ontology annotation, cellular component: membrane; signal peptidase complex. The transcript has 3 exons. NCBI's taxonomy places the organism in Eukaryota, Fungi, Ascomycota, Sordariomycetes, Hypocreales, Cordycipitaceae. Bases 1 to 519 code for a protein of 172 amino acids.